AUGGACACAGCCAACAACAAUGAUACUAGCCAGCCUUCAAACCAAUUCUGCAAUUCUUACAGAGUGGCAAGCCUUUUUGACACAAUUCUGGAAGCAUCCCAAGUGGCAAAUUUGAAAGACCGGUAUAUUCUGGGUGAGCAAUUAGGAUGGGGACAGUUUGGUGUCAUUAGGGCAUGCUCAGAUAAGUUUACUGGUGAGGUUUUAGCUUGCAAGUCUAUUGCCAAAGAUAAAUUGGUCACACAUGAUGAUGCACGCAGCAUCAAGCUUGAGAUUGAAAUAUUGUCUAGGUUGUCUGGGCAUCCGAAUGUUGUAAAUCUCAAGGCAGUUUAUGAGGAGGAAAAUUAUGUGCAUUUAUUGAUGGAGUUAUGCGCUGGAGGGGAGCUUUUUCACCGCCUUGAGAAGCAGGGAAGAUUCUCAGAAACUGAUGCUCAGGUUCUUUUUAGACAUCUGAUGCAAGUUGUUAAGUAUUGCCAUGAGAAUGGCGUUGUUCAUAGAGAUUUGAAACCGGAAAACAUUCUCUUGGCUACAACUUCUUCAUCCUCACCAAUUAAGUUGGCAGACUUUGGUCUUGCAACCUACAUCAAACCUGGGAAGAAAUUGCAUGGGACUGUUGGAAGUCCAUUUUACAUAGCUCCUGAGGUGCUUACAGGAGGUUAUGACCAGUCUGCUGAUGUAUGGAGUGCUGGAGUUAUUUUGUACAUUCUUCUUAGUGGGAUACCUCCUUUCUGGGGUAAGACUAAGUCAAGAAUAUUUGAUGCUGUAAGGGCUGCGGAUCUAUGGUUCCCUCCGGAUCCUUGGGAUCAUAUAUCUGUGUCCGCCAAGGACUUGAUUGCUGAAAUGCUUUGCGUCGAUCCUUCCAGGAGGCUCACAGCUGCACAGGUUUUAGCUCAUCCAUGGUUGCAAAGUUGUGCAUGUGCGAGUAAAGAGACGUACAAGCAGAACAACCAAGUUUGCAGACAACUGGAAGUGGGUGGAGGUUCUUUCUCUACCCCAUUUAUUGAUAGGAAUCAGGACUUUAGCUUCAGUGAUGGGUCACCCACAGCUGGUGAUGUGGAACUGUGGCAAUCACCUGCAUUCACGUGCAAAUCAUCUUUCUCUACUUUCCUAGUAGGCAAUAGUAGUCUUUGCCCUGCAUCUGGAGGCUUUUCUUUCAGCAGCUGCUAUGAACCAAGUGCAGCUGAGUUUUCUUCACCAGUUCCAUCAAUGCCAAGCUUUACCUUCUUCAGUCCAAGUUCUUCAGUAGCGGAAGGAGAUAUAUCAUUGAGAUUUACAACCAAUAUGUCCAUGUUGGAUGCAAGUUAUGGAGAGUCAAGUGCAGAGAAGCUGUUAGUGCUGUCAGAUUGCUCGCCUGUUAAGCAUGACGGUGAAGAAAUAGAGCGCAAAGAAUUCCGGAGAGGUGGAACAAAUGGGUCGUCUAGGGCUGCUGGGAUCCACAGUAAGAGGAACCACACAAUUGGACAUGGUGAGCUUGAUCAGCUAAAUCUCGUUAUGACCGAAUCAGUCAUCCGUUGGGCAUCAUGCACGCAAAUUCCCACCGUUCCAUCUCUUAGAUUGUCACUUGUCUGCUAG
Molecule: messenger RNA, 1569 nt
Organism: Prunus armeniaca (apricot)
Lineage: Eukaryota; Viridiplantae; Streptophyta; Magnoliopsida; Rosales; Rosaceae
Source: the annotation of a GenBank genome assembly